UCAGUUGUUGAUUUUCUCUUAAGGGCAUUUAAUAUUUCAUUUACUAUGACGGCUCAUUAUGCUCUUUUUAUAGCUAAUUUUAAGAUGUACCAAACCCCGGAUGCCGAUGGUAGAACAGUUGUUAUUUUGGAGCACGCAAAAUCUCGCAAAGUUAUGGCCGUUGACAAAGAGAAUGACACUGUCACUCUAGAGGAUCCUUCAGAGCCUCUGGAUAAGCUCAUGAAGAAGAGCGUAGAAGUGGCUCCUUACAAAAUUCUGUUUCACAAGAGAUGGGGGAAAGACGGUUAUGGUAAGUUUUACUUGCAGUCACUUCUGGAUGAUAAACAGCGAAUCGUUGGAUUUGACGAAAAUGGCGAGCUAAAGAAGACUAUGGUUGCACAGCCAGAUCAUCCAGAAAGUCUCUUCAAGAUAUACUGAUUGCCCCACAUUGGCGCUGUCAACUUUUCUCAACUUUUAACACGACUUUUUUAAAAUUUAUUUUAAAUCAGAAACGUCCCUUGCGACAAGUAAUAGCACCUAGUAACAAAAUUUUCAUCCAGGAAACGCAUGUUGGAUACCUGGCGAAUAAAUUUUAUUUAAAAAAA
Molecule: messenger RNA, 584 nt
Organism: Pocillopora damicornis (cauliflower coral)
Lineage: Eukaryota; Metazoa; Cnidaria; Anthozoa; Scleractinia; Pocilloporidae
Source: RefSeq, a predicted model, not a curated record